AUGAGCCACAUCUACGGCAGCCACCUCUCCCCCAUGGGCAGCCCCUCCAUGCUGUACCUCCCGGCCGCCCUGAGCUUCGCCCCCAGCGGUGCGAUCUCCCGGCAGGACCCCCCGCAGAAGCCCCCCUACAGCUACAUCGCCCUCAUCGCCAUGGCCAUCAAAGAGGCUCCGGAGCAGAAGGUGACCCUCAGCGGCAUCUACCAGUUCAUCAUGGACCGCUUCCCUUUCUAUCACGACAACAAGCAGGGCUGGCAGAACAGCAUCCGCCACAACCUCUCCCUCAACGACUGCUUCGUCAAGGUGCCGCGGGAGAAGGGACGGCCCGGCAAGGGCAGCUACUGGACCCUGGACCCCCGGUGCCUGGACAUGUUCGAGAACGGCAACUACCGCCGGAGGAAGAGGAAGCCCAAAGCCCCCGGGCCACCGGAGGCGAAGGGCGGCGCGGCCCCCGCGGACGGCGGGCAACCGGCCGCUCGCUCCGACGAGCCCAAGAGGGCCAAGGGGACCUCCCCUGAAGGAGCUGUGGAUGCUCCCAUCAGGCACAGGGAGAGCUGUGCGGGGCAUGGACCAGUGCGGAGCACCCUCACCGUCCCCGGGCGCCUGCACGUGUCCAGGAGGUGCUGGCAAGAAGCCGCCGUCAGCGAGGUGAAGUGGGAUCAAGUACAGCUGCAAGACUUAAAAGCCACACUGGACCUGAUUUUGGUUUCACUCAGGAGAGUAAAAUUAGUAGACUUAACACAUUCUGCACAAAAGCGACACUAA
Messenger RNA from Nipponia nippon (crested ibis), 762 nucleotides. NCBI's taxonomy places the organism in Eukaryota, Metazoa, Chordata, Aves, Pelecaniformes, Threskiornithidae. The record is from RefSeq and is a predicted model, not a curated record.